This is a messenger RNA of Trichoderma breve, 330 nucleotides long. RefSeq lists its product as uncharacterized. The transcript is spliced from 2 exons. Lineage: Eukaryota; Fungi; Ascomycota; Sordariomycetes; Hypocreales; Hypocreaceae. The record is from RefSeq and is a predicted model, not a curated record. The coding region runs from base 1 to 330 and encodes 109 amino acids.
AUGCGGUUCUCUGAGAUCUUCACUUUUGUCGCUUGCCUCGCCACCACUGCGAUGGCCAGUGCUGACGACAUUACUCCCAAGGCCUCUCCCGAGGUUCUCGUAUGCGAACAUGUUGGGUUUGGAGGACAGUGCAGAUACCUCGAUGCUCCACUAGGCUCGUGCCACGAGCACCUCUUUCGUCGCAUAUUCAUCAUCUGCUGCGCGCAGCCCACCAGCCGGUUCAGAGUCUCGACGCGGCCUCCGUUUUCGCCCAUCACGAACGGAGAAAGUCGCCAUAGGGAGUUUCGCGAAGAGUGUCCACCAGAUUCCGACGAAAAACAGCAAAAAUAA